AUGUUCAUUGUCCAGGUCGCGGCCGACAUCUUCGGCAAUAAACUCAACUUCGAGCUCGGCUUCCCCAGUCGUCCCAGUCUGCAGGAGAUCACUCGCGUCUCUGAGAACGCCUUCUCGACGGAGAUAGCCAACACACGGCCAGACAGCGUGCCCCAGCACACGUUCCACAUCUCGAAGAUCAAAGUUUACGACGAGGACAAGAGCAAGUGGGUGGACCUUCUGGGCGAGGGUCAGCUGACGGACUACUGCCAGCUCUACGCCUUCCAGCCAGAGAAUCCAUGGCACAAGGAAACGCAGAAGCCGAUUCCUCCGGCGACAAAGCCGCCAACGGCUACGACCGCACUGAGUCGCAGUGCCGCCGUCAGCAACACGCCGUCCGGCAGCCGCGCCGUCGCGUCCACCUCCAACGCCUUGGCGCCCUACACCGGCGGCCGCAGCGAGCCGACGACGUUGCGGAGGUCUUAUGCAGCCGGGGCCAGCAGCACUGCCCUUGUCCCUCGCGGCAAUGCGGAAGCAUCUCCGGAAGAAAAGCUGCGCGUCGUCUUCUCCGAAUUCGACAACAAGGGCACUCGAAUGUUUGACGUGGAAGACUUCAAGCAGGGUUUCCACAACAUGGGGCUGGACUUCUCCAGCGCAACCGUGGAGGACCUCUUCGAGCGCGCCGAUCUCAACCACGAUCACCGCAUCUCCUACACGGAGUUCGAGCGUUUUGCGCGGCUGUACCCGAUCAUGACAGAUUGCCUGUACUUCCGCUCCAAGGCCUUCUGGGAGGAGGACCAGAUGCGCAAAGAGAUCCAGUCGGAGGUGGAGGCGGCGCACAAGUCGGAGGCCACGCUGGACCAGGCGCAGCGCAGCCUGGAGAACGCUGAGACAGACGUUGCGGACGCGCAGAGCGCCGUGAAAGUCGCCGACGACGACUUGCGGGACCGCACAGAUCGCAUGCGCGACCUUGCUAAAGACAUGGAGGAGGCGCGCAAGGGCAAGGAGCGGAUGAUGCGCGAGAAGAAGGAGCGGGAGCAGGAUCUCGGCGCCAUCAGGGAGCGGGAGAAGGAAGCGCGCAAAGAUUUGCAGGACCUAGCUCGCGACUCCGACAAGCUGGACCGGCGCGCUGCCGCGCUCGUGAGUGACGCCGACGCGGCGGAUGACAAGGUUCGCCAGCUUCAGAAGGCGCUCGAGGAAGCGAAGCGCACCGCUGACCGUGCACACCAGGCGGCCGAGCAGGCGGCGUUGGAGGCUGACCAGGCGAAGGAGCGCGAAAGGGACGCCGCCAUGGAGGCGGAUGCGAUUGCACGCGAAAUCCCGAAGGCCGAGGACGCUGUGCGUCUGGCGGACCGCAACGUGGCAUCGGCGGACCAGGUGCUGCGCGAACUGGACAGUGCCGGCAAGGACAUUGGGCGUCAGGCAGACGAGGCGGCCAGCAGGCGCGACGCUGGUGAGAAGGCUGUGGCCGAGGCACGGGACAAGGUGCUGCAGAAGGUGCGCGAGUUGGAUGCAGCGCGCAGCGCCGUUGCCGAAAAAGACAGAGCCAUCAAACAAAAGGAGGCAGAGCUCGACGAGCACAGACGACAACGAGAGCUUAUCACACAGCACGAGCGGACCCUGAUCGAACAAGAGUUGCGCCUCCGUGAACAGCGCGACAGUCUGGAGCAACGGGAGACGAAACUGAUGUCGGAAGCCAGCAGCUACCUUGGGAACAUGCGCAUCAACCUCGCGACGCGCUCCUACUCGCGCGACCCUGGCGGCUACUGA
Molecule: messenger RNA, 1749 nt
Organism: Leishmania mexicana MHOM/GT/2001/U1103
Lineage: Eukaryota; Euglenozoa; Kinetoplastea; Trypanosomatida; Trypanosomatidae
Product: calmodulin-like protein containing EF hand domain
Exons: 1
Coding region: 1-1749 (582 amino acids)
Molecular function (GO): calcium ion binding
Source: RefSeq, a predicted model, not a curated record